Molecule: messenger RNA, 2685 nt
Organism: Puma concolor (puma)
Lineage: Eukaryota; Metazoa; Chordata; Mammalia; Carnivora; Felidae
Source: RefSeq, a predicted model, not a curated record
AUGUUUGGCCGCUCGCGGAGCUGGGUGGGCGGGGGCCACGGCAAGUCUUCCCGCAACAUCCACUCCUUGGACCACCUCAAGUAUCUGUACCACGUUUUGACCAAAAACACCACAGUCACAGAACAGAACCGGAACCUGCUAGUGGAGACCAUCCGUUCCAUCACCGAGAUCCUAAUUUGGGGAGAUCAAAAUGACAGCUCUGUAUUUGACUUCUUCUUGGAGAAGAACAUGUUUGUUUUCUUCUUGAACAUCCUGCGGCAGAAAUCAGGCCGCUACGUGUGCGUUCAGCUGCUGCAGACCUUGAACAUCCUCUUUGAGAAUAUCAGUCACGAGACCUCACUCUGUACCUUUGAUGAUACCGUGACCAGGUGGGCACGAGUUACUACCGCAUGUAGUAAGAGACCUUUGGCUGCAACAUCAUGGGAGGACAUGAAGGAAGGAUCGUUUGAGGGCGAAGCCCAAAACCUACCAAAGGGUAAACAACUUGAAGCCAGUAGGCUCUCUGUUAAAAAUGAUGCGCCUCAAGCAAAACCCAAAAAAAAGAAAAAGGAGUAGUUAAAUGAAGGUGUAAAUGGAUUUCUGGAAUACCCAAGACAAAACUCACAGGUGGUUCAUAAUGGGGAGAUGAUAGCAAUUCAGGAGGUAAGGGAAGAAAUUGCAGUUGCUUUUAAGGGAAGGAAACUAAAAAGACCAGCCGCAAAGAAAAAUGCAGUGGUAGGUUUCCACUGUAGAAAACCUGGCCACGGGAUUGCAGAUCGCCCAGCCAUCCUCGAGAAUCAAGAUACGGGCACUGGGUGUGGGUCCACAGAGCAUGAACUCACCUAGGGCGGAGCCAAAGUGGACCCGGCUCUUGGUGAAUUUCCUCCCGCAGAAUGUUUUGUUGGUGGAGAAAUGGGGCAUCUGCCCAUAUCUUGUCCUGAGAAUCCCAGGGGACUCUGUGCUGAUGGUGGUUGCUGUAGCUGUUGUUCUGUGGAACAUUUUAAGCGAGAUUGCCCUGAGAAUUCAGACGGAAUGGUCACAGCCGGCCGCUGGGCGAAGGGAUCGAGUGCAGACUAUGAAGAAAGUUUGGAUGUGCCUGAACCACAGAAAUCCAAAACAAAGAUACCUCAAGUUGCUAAUUUUUGGUGCUGUGGGCACCCUCACUUUGUGCCGGGAGAGUUUGUGUCACGAGCCUGUGGUGACCGCUCUAGCGGUGCCCGGAUCUGGAAGGGGUUUGAGUCCAGCUGUGUUAGUUCAGUGCCCGCACCCCGGGGUGACUGUGCCCCAGGAGGACAUUUGUCGGUGUCGUGUUGGCACACUAACGACUUUGCCCUGUACACAGAAGCCAUCAAAUUUUUCAACCACCCCGAAAGCAUGGUUAGAAUUGCUGUAAGAACCAUAACUUUGAAUGUCUACAAAGUGUCAUUGGAUAACCAGGCCAUGCUGCACUAUAUCCGAGAUAAAACUGCUGUUCCUUACUUCUCCAAUUUGGUCUGGUUCAUCGGGAGCCACGUGAUCGAACUCGAUAACUGUGUGCAGACCGACGAGGAGCACCGGAAUCGGGGGAAACUGAGCGACCUGGUGGCCGAGCACCUGGACCACCUGCACUAUCUCAAUGACAUCCUGAUCAUCAACUGUGAGUUCCUCAAUGACGUGCUCACGGACCACCUGCUGAACAGGCUCUUCGUGCCCCUCUAUGUGUACUCACUGGAGAACCAGGACAAGGCCAAGCCCAGCAUUCGGUGCUUCAUUAAACCCACCGAGACGCUAGAGCGGUCCCUUGAGAUGAAUAAGCACAAGGGCAAGAGGCGGGUGCAAAAGAGACCCAACUACAAAAACGUUGGGGAGGAAGAAGAUGAGGAGAAGGGGCCCGCCGAGGACGCCCAGGAAGACGCUGAGAAGGCUAAAGGUACUGAGGGUGGUUCAAAAGGCACCAAGACGAGUGGGGACAGUGAAGAGAUAGAGAUGGUGAUCAUGGAGCGCAGCAAGCUCCCGGAGCUGGCGGCCAGCAUGUCCGUGCAGGAACAGAACACCACGGACGAGGAGAAGAGCGCCGCCACGGGCUUGGAGAGCGUGCAGUGGAGCAGACCCUUCCUAGAUAUGGUGUACCACGCCCUGGACAGCCCGGACGACGACUACCACGCACUGUUUGUGCUCUGCCUCCUCUAUGCCAUGUCUCAUAACAAAGGCAUGGAUCCUGAGAAACUAGAGCAAAUCCAGCUCCCGGUGCCCAGUGCGGCCGACAAGACCACCUACAACCAUCUCCUGGCCGAAAGACUCAUCAGGAUCAUGAACAACGCUGCCCAGCCAGAUGGGAAGAUCCGGUUGGCGACGCUGGAGCUGAGCUGCCUGCUCCUAAAGCAGCAAGUCGUGGCCAACGCGGGCUGCAUCAUGAAGGACGUGCACCUGGCCUGCCUGGAGGGCGCCAGAGAAGAAAGCGUUCACUUGGUACGGCAUUUUUAUAAGGGAGAAGAAAUUUUUUUGGACAUGUUUGAAGACGAGUACAGGAGCAUGACAAUGAAGCCCAUGAACGUGGAGUACCUCAUGAUGGACGCCUCUAUCCUGCUGCCCCCGACGGGCACGCCGCUGACCGGCAUCGACUUCGUGAAGCGGCUGCCGUGCGGCGACGUGGAGAAGACGCGGCGGGGUUGAAAUUCCACGGCGCGGUGCCGGGCAGGCUGCCUUCGCCGGUGCAGGGCACGACCC